Molecule: messenger RNA, 2697 nt
Organism: Linepithema humile (Argentine ant)
Lineage: Eukaryota; Metazoa; Arthropoda; Insecta; Hymenoptera; Formicidae
Product: Rho guanine nucleotide exchange factor 4
Biological process (GO): intracellular signal transduction
Cellular component (GO): cytoplasm
Molecular function (GO): guanyl-nucleotide exchange factor activity
Source: RefSeq, a predicted model, not a curated record
UUCGACACUAUCCAAAACGAUCCAGAAUUUAGGAUACUCGGUAAUAUCUGCGUAUUGCGUAAAUAUAUGUUCUUACGGCAAUCUUUAUGUAGUAGUUCCGAACAUAAGACAGAAAUUUCGAAAACGCGUAUAAGGCAACAUUUCCAUAAUCGAGGGAAGGAAUCUACUACUCUUCUAUGGUCUUCCACUACUUCGCACUGCACCACACUGCUCCACACCACUACUCUGCUACUCGUAUUUCAGACCGUUGCGUUUCUGGCAGUUCCUGGAGCAGAUCGGAGCAGAUGUUGCUCAGUGUUACUAUCAACUAUGUAUUCACCAUUGUCGCCAAAAGCUGGUCUCAGUUCUGAAUUAAGGAAAAUGAUAGAUGAAAGAAAUAUGUUGAGUAUGCGGAGCCGUAUGAAAGUUUUACAUGCUUUGAAUGAAGAUAAUGAGAGGUACACAGAAGAAAGGGAAAGAAUUCUAAGAUUAUUAGCCAUUCAAGAAAUAUUGACAACAGAAGUCACUUAUUUACAACAGUUGGAAAUUUUGGCAGAGUUUUUUAUAAAACCUAUUCUUGAAAGAAAAUUGUUGGAUCAUCAAUUACUUGUCACUUUAUUGGAGAAUAUAAAGACACUGUACAAUGUGAGUGGGGAACUGGUGGAAGGAUUAAAACAUAAUCCUGAUAAUAUAAGUCAAGUAUUUCACAAACUUGCACCAUUCUUCAAGUUAUAUUCUGUUUAUGCUUAUGAUUAUACACAAGUGCUAAAUCUAUUGCAGACAAAUGAAGAAAGUAAUCCUGUUUUUAAAAAAUUUAUUUCUGAUCAAGAAACAAGACCAGAAGUGAGCAAAAAAUUGUCUUCAUUACUAAUUACUCCAGUGCAAAGAGUACCAAGAUAUCAAUUACUCGUUAAGGAAGUAUUACAACAUACUCCUUAUAGACAUAAAGAAUAUAAAUUGUUACAAGCAUGUUUGGUUGAAAUCGAAAAAUCCACAAAGCAUAUAAAUACCUUGAUCGCACAGACCGAAGAAACACAAAAAUUAUUGAAUCUGCAAAAGUGCAUUGUUACUUCAAUCAAUCUUGUCAAACCUGGUAGAAUAUUAAUUAAACAAGGACCACUGAUGCGUGUCUCAAGACGGGGCAAUUCUGUUUAUAAAAGAUAUUUUGUUCUUUUAAAUGACAAUUUACUAUAUUGCAAGGGUGAACCAGAAACUUCAUUAAGUGUAUCUUGCGUCCUUCCAUUAAACAAGUGCAGAUUAACUUGUAUUGUGAAUAAAAAAUUAUUCCGUAUAACGUGUUUGCAUGAAACAUUUCUGUUAUACUCUGAAAAAAAUGACUGCGGCGAAUGGAUAGAAUCUAUACAAAGUGCUAUCGGAAAAUACACCGAAUGUAGACAAACUUUAAGAAAGGAAAGCAGUUCAAGAAAGCCGCUUAGGCAUAAAAAUAUUAAUAAAUUUUCAUCGAAUGAUAUAUUGAAGAAAUCCAUUAAGAGGAAAAGAUAUACAGAGGAGGAACAGGUAUCACUGGAUUCUUCCAACAUUAUAUACUUUGAAAAGAACAACAAGACAGCAGAGAUUGGCGCUCAAAGAAAAGACAUUGAUUUACCUUUUGGUUCCAAGAUAAAAAAAUCUAAACAAAAUGAUUAUUCGAAAGACGACAAUAUUGCUUUUCGAGUGAAAAAUAUGAACUUGAAAUUAUGUAAAAGUAGAAAUAGGCAAAGUGUACCUGAAUAUAUGGGAAAAUCAUGUAAUAAUGAUCCUGCUAUCGAGGAUUUAGCAACAACGAAAGAAAAUGGACCAAGCCCAUGUUUAACAACUUCGAGUAUGAACGAACAUACGUCAUCGUCAUUUUCAAUAAUCAGUAAAUUUUUUAUGUACAUCCGUACAUCUAUAACCGAUUUGUUUACAUUCAGAUAAUUGAAUAUGUAUUGUGUGUUGUAACACAAGAAAAAUAAGAAAUAAAUAAAUUAUUUAUAAAUACCGAAAUUGUUUAAUUUGUAUUAAAAAUGAACGAUUUAGAGAUUAAAAAACGAGGUGCCACGUUUUAUUUGUUCCAUAUGUGUCCAUAUUAAUUGUUCGCUUAAACAAGAAAACUUUUUGUCUUUCUAAAGACAAAAAGAAAUGAGUACAAUGUCAACUGUAAACUUAAAUAAAAAAUUAUGCUAAUAUUAUAUACAUUGUAUUUCAGUUUGCAUAAUAAUAAUGAAAUAUAGGAAGAAAAACUAUAUGUCAUGACGAUAUCGUCUAAAUUCUUCAAUCCUUAUCUGAACUUACGAUAAUGUCGUACCUCUUCGCAGCUUUUCUAAUAUUCACUUUAUCUAAUAAUAUAUUAAUUAUUAAUAAUAAUAAAACUAUUUGCCUAUUAAUUUGCUAUCAUAGAUUUUUUGUUUCUCGAUUCUUCGAUACACAUAUAUUUAGACAUUUUUUAAAGCUUUAGUUUUGAGUUUCAAGAUUCUUAAAAUAUCAAUUUUUCAAGAUUUUUGAAAUCUUUUAGGAAUUUUGUUUAGUUUUUGAAUCUUCGAUUCUACAAACAAUUUUAAAGCACAUUAUAAAUUAAAUCUUUUCAGUUUUCUAAAAUUUUUAAUUUUAUAUUUUAUCCUGAAUUCUUAAACUACUUAAUUUUUCACGUAUAAAUUCUCACGAAUUUUAAACUCUCAUAGAAUUUUUAUACUUUUUAUUGUAACAUACUGAAUAUUCAGUAAAAAGUAUUUUGAUAUU